GGGUUACGACAGAAUAAACGAGUUUCAUUGUUAGCCUUUGUUUUGGUCGUAUAAACCAGCUGAUUGAGAGCGCACGUGUGAAAGGGACAGCGCGCUUUCGUUAUAUCGGUGAAGCACUGUUGAUCGAUGUUUCUACGAAGUGUUACUUUAGGAACUGACUGGUGAAAUCAAUCAAAUUGAAUGACGCUAGAAUUUCUGAUAUUCAAUACAGGUCGCGUAACGCAACCGUAAAAAAUCCCGAGAUUUCGUUUAAAUAUAUCUAUUUCAUUCAGCGUACUGUGACGUGGUCAAAGCAGACCAAAACGUGAAUAUGAAAUGUAAACGAGAAUCGAAUUUCUGUUCGCGACAGAAGAUGAAAAUUUGUGGUGUACUGUUUCCCAAAGAGCUGUGUUGUCGUUUGUACAUGGUGUGUGCGCGUUAUUGAGGAAAUGCAAUAUAAUGGGUUGAUAUUUGCAUAUAGAUAGUUAAAUAGUGCUUGAAAAAUUCCGCAUCAUACGAUUGCAGUGACAAGGAUGUUUGGGUCUAGGUAAAAGUAAAUUAGUGACCACAGUGCUAAAAUGAAAUAUCGUUUGUAAAGUGCCAUUUCUGUUGUGUUAAGAUACGCGCAAACAAUUUAACUAUUUAAAAAGGUAGAGCUGCAAUUUAAUUAAAUAUGCCACCACCGACGAAACGCAUUAAACAAGAGCCGGGAACGUCGGCAGCCGCGGCGCCUGCAGAGACUGCUGAGGCAAAUGGAGGCAUGAAUGCGGGCCUUCCAAAGCCGGAACCUGUGGAAGCAACGAAUGCUCAAGAAAUCGAGGAGACUAUAAUGAAACUCGUUGAGGGCCAAAAAGAGGGAAUCAACGAAAGUAUUAUGAAGGUGGCAAUGCCAAACGUAACUCCGGCUCAACGUGUAAAUGCAAUCAACAAACUUCUCUCUAAAGGCAAAAUUGAGAUUCUUAAACAGGGUGGAACACUUGUUUAUAGAUAUGUGAAUCAGGACAGGACAAAAGGCUGUGACAAAGACGAGCGUGUUGUGUUUCAAGUGAUCGAACGAGCUGGCAACAAAGGAAUUUGGGUUCGAGAUAUCCGCUCGUUUUCAGGCCUGGUUCUCCCUCAACUUAAUAAAGUCCUCAAGAACCUCGAAACUAAGAAGCUGAUUAAAGUCGUUAAGUCCGUGUCGGCUUCAAAGAAGAGGUUGUAUAUGCUAUACGAAUUGGAGCCUGACAGGUCAGUAACUGGCGGCGCCUGGUACUCUGGCCAGGAGUUCGAGUCCGAGUUUGUGGAGAUUCUACAGCAGCAAUGCUAUAGAUUUCUAGCACAUAAAGGGAAAAAUGCUGCGGAGAAGUACCAAGAUGACGUGGUAAAUAUGCGGAAUAAUUCGGUCGCAAGCACAAAGGAGGUUUGGAGCUUUAUCAAACAACUUGGGAUUUCGAAGGUCGAGUUAGACGUGGAAGAUAUCAAUGUGAUACUCGGAACUUUGCGGUUCCAGGGGAAAGUCGUUCGUUCGGUUAGUUCAGAGAAGUUAAAAGAUUCGAAUGACUAUCUUUGUCUCUGGGCUGCCCUCGACUCUCUAUAUCAGAGCCCGAUGGCCAUAUGCAACAUUGCAUGUGGGAGAUGUCCCGUCAGACAUGACUGUAGCAUUCAUGGUGUCAGGAAUCCUUUGAAAUGCGAGUACACCGCUGACCUCCUCAAGGACAUUGAGGAUCUAGAAAACAAUCCUUCAGAGGAGAUCGAUCCAUCGGGCCCAAUUUGCGAUGCAUUACUUGACUAUUAGUGAAUAAUCUCUGAUUUUCGAUGUUACGUCGGUGCUGGCGCAGUUAGAAAUCCUACGAUAAGUCCGUUUAUUGAAUUAUGUUAAAGCAAUUGGCUCGUGUUUGUAUCUGCCCAAACUUGUCAUCACAAUAUUUCUUUUUUCUUCGCCAUACUCCAGGCUUGCUUAGCCUAAUUGUGAAAAUAUAAAAAGAAGAUGUAUUAUGUGCCUAGUUAUUUACCAUGGUUUGCUCGUGAUUUUUCGGUCAUCCUUAUUUCUCUAAUUGAAUUUAUGUUAGUAUGUCAAUGGACAAUACUGCUGUAUCUCUAUAACUGUGCCUAUUUAUUACUAUCUAUUAAAGAUCAUCUAAGAAAGUGAGAGUCUAUCUAUAGAAUACUGAAGUUCCCAAUGCUGGCCGUGCGCUCCCCGGUAAAGCUAUGUAUUUAUAAUUACAUUGACUUGAUCUGUUUUCGUAGUUAGAACGUUUCGUGACUGAGUAGCGAAUAAAGUCUACAGAAGACUGGAAGCGAGAGAUGCCUGUGUAAACAGCCUAUAUUUAGCUCACUAAUGAGAGUUGAUAACUACAUAGCUCAUUGAUAAUUGUGGACUGAUGUGGGCGGAUAUAUUCUUUUGCCAAAAUGAGACUUCUACCUGAGUGAUAUACGUCAUUGUGGAAUGUACAUUAUGGUCGCUUGCAAAACGCACAGUGUAUAUGAAAAUAAGCAAUAUUUUUGUGAAUGAUUUGCUAUGUACACUCUCAAAAAGAGGCACGGUUUGACAUCGACUAACUGAGCUCGCCACUGAUUAUCUUCUUUGCCAUCUAGCCUGCUCAUUCGCCGGUUAUUCUAAAUGGAUACCUCUGCAAGCAUAGACGACUAGUGCUGUUAGAAUAAGCUAGAUAAAGGUAAUCGUUUACGACGUGUAAUUUUGCAAAAAAUUAUUUGCAAUGACUACCUAUGAAAUUACUAGUUGCACUUAUAAACUUAUUUGUUAGUUUCACAAACACGGUAGACUAUACGGAAACUAAAUUUGUUAGUUUAUAGCUAUAUAUAUAGUUUAUAGCAAUAUAGAUUUCACUCACUCUCAAUAAUGGCCAAUGAAGAAGUUUUCGAUAUUCAACUCGAGUAGUCGAUAAGAGUUAGUUGGUAAAAAAAAAAAUUAAGACCGAAAGUUUCAAAAAACCUUUGUGCUGUACUACAGUGUAAUUGCCUGCGGCACUGAUGAAAGCCGUAAAUACAUCAGUCCAUAGAGUGCUUAAAGGACAACUAUAAUAUUUUAAAAAAGUAAUGCAAAGUGGCGGAGUAGUAUACAUAUGCUAGGAAAUAAAAUACGAUACGAUAUAUUACCUAAUUGGGGUGGAGUGGGUGCAGACAAAAAUAACUGCGACUUUGUAUUUAUUUUUUAUUUCAAUAAUUUUGCUCAUUUGAAAUGUCAAUAAAUUAAGAUGAUAACUAGUUAAACUACGUACGACGUGAUUUAUUACAUACGUCAAAUAUCGACAGGGAGUAAAAUAAAGCAAAGCAAAAACAAUAACAAGUACAUGGCAAUAGACUGCCAAAAGAGUUGGGCCGUGUGUGUGUAGAAGUGAGAUGCCCCUAUAACACGUCCAUUACAGACAAUGUUUUCGCUCUGCAUUAAAGCAUUGAAUGUCAUCAUCUACUUAAUUAAACAAUAACAAACAACAGAACUGAUCAGCUGAGCGGACGCACGUUAUUGGCCCCUGCUAGACGAGUAAAACUGCACUCCUUAGCUUCUUUUAGUUAUUCCUAACUAUAAGCCUGUGCAUUGAUGGUACUAGCUGACUAACUAGACGGUAAUAGCUGCAGGUUCGGCAAAACUUGAUGACUUGCCACGUCGUUUCUGAGUGGACUUUACCGUAGACUAUCCUUGACUUAAGUUGAGAAAAACAGAUUAUGUCAUGCUAUUCUACCUGUACGUGAGGUAUGAAACAUAUAGUCGAUACGAUUGACCGACCCUUGCGUUUUUGGGUUUCCUACACUGAAAGUGUGCUUGCGUCUACAAUAUACAAACCUUUACUCUGAUGUCCAGGUUUAAAAAUCUCCGUAUUUUUAAAUGCUUUAUUGGUCCAGUAUUGAGUAACACAACGGACACGAAUGACUCUUAUCCUUAUGGAUAAGAUAACAAUACAUUAGCCAU
This is a messenger RNA of Varroa destructor (honeybee mite), 3889 nucleotides long. RefSeq names its product RNA polymerase III subunit F (gene Polr3F). Gene Ontology annotation, cellular component: RNA polymerase III complex. The record is from RefSeq and is a predicted model, not a curated record. Gene Ontology annotation, biological process: transcription by RNA polymerase III. NCBI's taxonomy places the organism in Eukaryota, Metazoa, Arthropoda, Arachnida, Mesostigmata, Varroidae.